Schistosoma intercalatum is the source of this 657-nucleotide messenger RNA. NCBI's taxonomy places the organism in Eukaryota, Metazoa, Platyhelminthes, Trematoda, Strigeidida, Schistosomatidae. The record is from the annotation of a GenBank genome assembly.
GCGCGCCCGAAAAAAUUGAGUAGCUCUACACAUAGUGCUUUUUGAGACUUCAGGAGUAAAACAGAGACGCCUAACUUAUCUUACUAGCAAAGGAUUUUCGAAUUUCAUCCCUAACUCGACAUUAAAACAAGAACCUGAAAACUGAAGUUUGAAGUUUGGUUACUUCAGUUUGUACUGUUUUGGCGGCCGAGCAGUUUCUUUCACUACGGCGGGCUAUUGCAGGUUUCAGCAUGGUUGCAAAAUCCGUUCCCAAACCGAAGACGCAUAAACCAGCCUCAAAGAAAAAGCAAGUCCUGAAGUUCAGUAUAUGCAUUUCACCCGGAGUUAUUGAUGAAGAUAUAGUUAGCCCUAGUUUACUUGAAAAAUAUUUAAAGGAACACAUAAAAGUAGAUAAUAAGCUUAAUAAUCUUGGGAAAGAUGUUCACAUUGAACGUGACAAAUCAACCAUACAUGUCACCGCAAACAUCCCUUUUUCGAAAAGGUAUCUUAAGUAUUUGACAAAGAAAUUUCUCAAACGUCACAAACUGCGAGAUUUCCUUCGCGUGGUAGCGAAAUCAAAGGAUUCUUAUGAAUUUCGGUUCUUUAACUUCGAAAAUGAAGAUACAGACGAUGAAGAGGAGAACUAAUCGUUGUAUGUAAUAAAUGUAUAAGUGCCGG